AUGCUUGAUAUUAGAAAAUUCAUUAUUGAUGUUUUUCAGCUUGGUUCAUUCUUUCAGGCUGGUAAUAUUGCACAAAAAUUUAAGAAUUUGUCAAGUAGAUUUGAUGCAUAUAUAGCAUCUUUAAAUUCUGCUAUAAGUAAAGUUAUUUAUAAGAGUGUUCAAAAUAUAUCAAAAUUUGAAAAUGUUGAUAAAGCUAUAGAGUUUGAACUUAAAUCUAUUAAAGAAGAUUUGGCAGAAAUUAAAAAGGAACAACACAAAGGUACUGUAACCUCAAUUGAUCUUACUCCUUUCUUGAAUUCAGAUAAUUACAAACCUAAAUAUGAUAUUGAACCCAUAGCAGUAAUCAAUGAUAAACAAACUGAAAAGGAAAUUAGUGAACAAGUUGUUAUUCUGAACGAAUUAAGAAUUUCUGAUUACAUUAGAAGUUUUAUAGAAUAG
This is a messenger RNA of Racocetra persica, 438 nucleotides long. NCBI's taxonomy places the organism in Eukaryota, Fungi, Glomeromycota, Glomeromycetes, Diversisporales, Gigasporaceae. The record is from the annotation of a GenBank genome assembly.